Molecule: messenger RNA, 1899 nt
Organism: Phragmites australis (common reed)
Lineage: Eukaryota; Viridiplantae; Streptophyta; Magnoliopsida; Poales; Poaceae
Product: aspartyl protease family protein 1-like
Exons: 8
Coding region: 190-1785 (531 amino acids)
Biological process (GO): proteolysis
Molecular function (GO): aspartic-type endopeptidase activity
Source: RefSeq, a predicted model, not a curated record
CGCCGGCCAAUCCUCGUCUCCUCUCCUCUCCUCUCCUCACCGUUGACGAAAGCAACACAGCAGAGGAGACUUUGACUUCUCCACCAUUUUCCUCCUCCUCCUCCCGCCCUCUUAAGAUGUUACGUACGGUCCCGCCCACCAACCUCAACUUGCCUUGCGGCCCCUGCACGUCUCCUCCUCCUCCUCCUCAUGGCUCACUCCAACCAUCGCCUCCUCGUUGCCUUCGCCGUCGCCGUCGCGGUGUAUCGUGCCGUCGGAGAGGCGUCCGGGGUCGGGUUCAACCUCCACCACCGGUACUCCCCGGUGGUCCGGCAGUGGGCGGAGGCCCGGGGACACCCCCUCGGCGCGCAGUGGCCAGCUCACGGCUCGCCGGAGUACUACUCCGCGCUGUCCCUCCACGACCGCGCACUCCUCGCCCGCCGCGGCCUCGCCGGCGCCGACGGCCUCCUCACCUUCUCUGAUGGCAACGACACCUACCGCAUCAGCAACCUCGGAUUCUUGUACUACGCGGAGGUGGAGGUGGGCACGCCGAACGCGACGUUCCUGGUGGCGCUGGACACCGGCAGCGACCUCUUCUGGGUGCCCUGCGACUGCAAGCACUGCGCGCCGAUCGCCAACGCCACGGAAGAGGGGCAGGGCGGUCCCAAACUCAGGCCGUACAGCCCGAGUCUGUCGUCGACGAGCAAGACGGUGACGUGCGACAACGCGCUCUGCGACCGACCCAACGCCUGCGGCGCCGCGGGCAACGGCAGCUGCCCCUACACCGUCAGGUACGUGUCCGCGAACACCUCCUCCUCCGGGGUGCUCGUCCAGGACGUCCUCCACCUCACCAGGGAGGGGCCAGGGGGCGCCGCUGCCGAGGCCUUGCAGGCCCCCAUCGUGUUCGGGUGCGGGCAGGUGCAGACGGGUUUGUUCCUGCAGGGCGGCGCCGCGGACGGCCUGCUGGGCCUCGGCAUGGAGACGGUCUCCUUGCCGAGCGUGCUCGCCAGCAGCGGCCUCGUCGCGUCCAACAGCUUCUCCAUGUGCUUCAGCCACGACGGCGUCGGCCGGAUCAACUUCGGCGACGCCGGCAGCCGGGACCAGGCCGAGACGCCCUUCAUUGUCAGCAGCACACGCCCAACGUACAACGUCAGCUUCACGUCGAUCAACGUCGAGAGCAAGUCGGUGCCGGUGGAGUUCACCGCCGUCAUGGACUCCGGCACGUCCUUCACGUACCUCAACGACCCGGAGUACACAGAGCUCGCCACCAAUUUCAACUCCCAGAUUCGCGAGAGGAGAACCAAUUUCAGUAGUGACUCUGCAGGCUCUGUUCCGUUCGAGUAUUGCUAUUCACUGAGACCUAACCAAACAGAGGUGCUCAUGCCGGAGGUGAGCCUGACGACCAAGGGUGGCGCCCUGUUCCCGGUCACCAGUCCGUUCCUUGUCUUUGCCGACCAGAUCAACGGGGAGUUUCGUCCUAUCGGUUACUGCCUGGCCAUCCUGAAGAGCGACAUCAGCAUCAACAUAAUCGGCCAGAAUUUCAUGACCGGGCUCAAAGUUGUGUUCGACCGGGAGAGGUCCGUCCUGGGCUGGCAGAAGUUCGACUGUUACAAGAACGCGAGAGCGGCAGACGCCCCGGACGGGAGCCCCAGCGCCUCCCCGGCGCCGACGACUCUCAAGCCGCAGCAGGACGGCGGAGGCGACAGGUACCCCGGCGCGGCGCCCGUGCCGCGGUCGGCCGGCGCCGCCCGCACUCUCGGAGGCCUCUCCCUGCUGCUUCCUCUGCUUGUAGCAGCACUUGUCUGAAGACGGAUCCUUCGUUCCCGGCCGCUGCAGUUGUGUACAUAAAAACUCGUUUUUGAUUCAGAGCUCAGGUGCAUAGAUCGUUUAUACGAAUAAACAUAUAGUUGAUUUCUUCUA